UCCGGGCCCGGUCACUACCGGCGGUAGGGGGCGGCCAUUUUCCCGAGAAGUGGAGCUGCGGGGCCCUCUUGCUGGCGGCGGCGGCGGCUGACAGGCGAGCACGGCUUCUGCGUCUGGGCUGAGGAGCGGGAGAGGCGCCUGUGGCUGCCGCCGCCGCCGUCCCCGCCGGGAGGAUGUUUUCCUUCUCAACCGUGCAGCCUCAGGCUACCGUUCCUCUGAGUCACCUUAUCAAUGCCUUUCAUUCACCAAAAAGCUCCACUACUACUGCCAGCACAGCAUCUGUACCACCUGUCCAGAGGGACACAUCACCAGAACAUGAGCCUCAGAAGAGCGAGUCUGUAUUUAGUUUAAGAGAUCUGGGAUUGUCUGACUUGAAAGCUAAUCAGUUCAAAGAACUGGUGAACAGGUUGCUUCCUGGCUACUGUGCAGAAAACAAAGUCUCUUCUCAGUGGCACACAUCCUACAUCUCUGCUGAGUCCUUCUUUGAAAAUAAGCAUGGAUUCGUGGAUGUUUUCAGCACUUUACGCUCAUCUUGUUUGUACAGGCAGCAUCCUAAUCCCCUCCACAAUUUCUGUGCAGAUGUUCGGUGUUGGCCAGUUUACAUUCAAUCACGGAACUUUAAGACUUUGAGAUCAAGAGCAAGACGUCUGCAGUCAUCAUCUGAACAAUUUACAGAAACAAGAAGUUCACUUUCAUCGCUUUUGAAGGGCUUUAUCCUCAGGAAGCGGAGAUUUGAUGUUGAAAACUUGGAUACAUUAAUGAAAACUAAAAACAUCCCAGAGGCACACCAGGAUGCUUUUAAAACUGGUUUUGCAGAAGGCUUUUUGAAAGCACAAGUAUUCCUGCAAAAAACACUUGAUUCCUUAAGAAGAUCACGUUUGCUUUCUUUUUUUCUCUUUGUUCUCUGCUUUUAUCUUGCUAUAUAUUCAUCAUUUUUACCUGGGAAAGGUUCCUUUUCUGAUGCUGUACGCUUUCGAACAUCGAGUAUCUUUGAUGCAGCAGUUGACCCCAUCCAGCUGAAAAAUGUCACCUUUGAACAUGUAAAAGGGGUUGAAGAAGCUAAACAAGAAUUGCAGGAAGUUGUGGAAUUUCUGAAAAACCCACAUAAAUUUACUGUACUGGGAGGCAAACUUCCAAAAGGUAUUCUGUUAGUUGGGCCACCUGGUACUGGUAAAACUCUUCUUGCACGGGCUGUAGCCGGUGAAGCUGAUGUUCCAUUUUAUUACGCCUCUGGAUCAGAGUUUGAUGAGAUGUUUGUUGGUGUAGGAGCGAGCCGCAUCCGAAGCCUGUUCAGGGAAGCCAAAGCAAAUGCUCCCUGUGUUAUAUUUAUUGAUGAGUUGGACUCUGUCGGUGGGAAGAGAAUUGAAUCUCCAAUGCAUCCCUAUUCAAGACAGACCAUUAAUCAACUUCUUGCUGAAAUGGAUGGCUUUAAGCCUAAUGAAGGAGUUGUUAUUAUUGGUGCAACAAACUUCCCUGAGGCAUUAGAUAAUGCUUUGAUACGUCCUGGUCGCUUCGAUAUGCAAGUUACUGUUCCCAAGCCUGAUGUAAGAGGUCGUACAGAAAUCCUGAAGUGGUACCUUAAUAAAAUAAAGUAUGAUCCAUCUGUUGAUCCAGAAAUAAUUGCCCGAGGCACAGUAGGAUUUUCUGGAGCAGAGCUUGAGAAUCUUGUAAAUCAAGCUGCCUUAAAGGCAGCUGUGGAUGGAAAAGAUAUGGUAACCAUGAAAGAGCUGGAGUUCUCCAAGGACAAAAUUCUAAUGGGACCUGAACGUAGAAGUGUAGAAAUUGAUGAGAAAAACAAAACCAUCACUGCCUACCAUGAAUCUGGCCACGCUAUCAUUGCCUAUUACACUAAGGAUGCAAUGCCAAUCAACAAGGCCACUAUCAUGACACGAGGAACAACACUGGGACACGUAUCUUUGCUCCCAGAAAAUGACCGAUGGAGUGAAACUAGGUCCCAAUUGCUUGCCCAGAUGGAUGUCUGUAUGGGAGGAAGAGUAGCAGAAGAGCUCAUAUUUGGGAGUGAUCACAUCACAACAGGUGCUUCCAGUGAUUUUGACAAUGCCACUAAAAUUGCAAAACUGAUGGUGACUAGAUUUGGAAUGAGCGAGAAGCUUGGUGUUAUGACCUAUACUGAUACGGGGAAAGUUAGCCCUGAAACUCAAUCUGCAAUUGAGCAGGAAGUACGAUCACUUCUGCGGGACUCUUAUGAGCGAGCAAAGAACAUCCUGAAGACUCAUGCAAAAGAACACAAGAAUUUAGCAGAAGCUUUAUUGAAAUACGAGACUUUGGAUGCCAAAGAAAUCCAAAUUGUUCUGGAGGGAAAAAAACUAGAAGUAAGAUGAUAAUUUCUGGGUGCAGUAACUGAUAAUGGAAAGAAUGUACAUCUAGCAAUGCAGUAGUCUUACGCAGCAUAGCCUUUUUUUCCCCUUCCUAAUGUGAGUAUGGCAUUAGUGACACUUCAAUAUGAUUCUGUCUCCUGUGAGCUUCUGUUAUUUAUCUCUUUGUUGUGUCUCAUCAGACACAUGAAAUAAAGCAAGUUCCUCAUCCUCUGCUCCCUAUACUUUUCCCACAAGAAGUUACUCAGAAGGAAAAAUCUCAGGGUUGAAUUCAGCAUUUUGGUUCAGUCACAUAUUUUGAAGCUGAGAAAAAAAAGAUGGCUGGUGUGUUCUGGCAUUGCUUCCUGGGUCAUGCUGCUGUGUGCUUGAAGUGGUACCCCAGCAUAUGUGCUGUGGAGAGUGACAGAGUGAUUUGUGAAGCACUUGUGUGUAGUCUAACUAAUGCUCAGACUCUGAAGCUAGGGAUAACUUUUAAAAGACUUCUUCUUUAGACAUGUAACAGAACAGCUCCAAGAACUGGGUGGCCACACAGCACUUCUCCACUAAAGGGGAGUUGUGGGAGCUCCAUGCUAGACAAAACCAUUAGUGACUGUGUUCUCAGUGCUCUUGGGGUUAAAAUACACACAUGUAUCGCUAGGAGAUAAAUCUUCAUGCAAAAGCAACAGGCUAAACAUGCCUAAGCCUCUUUGGACCAUGUUUUGGGUCGAACUGUGGCAGAGAUCUUGAGAAAUAUUUGUGACCUCUAAUUGCUGCUGCCAGGAUUCUUAGAUGUUUGUUUUCUGACUGCAGUAGAUGGCAGACAGUGCUUUGAUGGCAGUGCUUUUACACUGCUGGAGAUUCUACAGCCCUAGUUACUACUGCGUAUGAGUUUUUCAUAAUCCAACAGGUAAUUUCUCCCCAAAAGGCAAUACUGCUCACUAAAGAGGAGCUCAGAAAAUGGUUGAAGCAUGUGUUGUUUCAAAUAACAUUCCCAGUUCUGUUCUGUGUAGAAGUAGGGGAAAUAAAACCUUUUCUUUCAGCCCUUACAGAAAACUCUGAAAAUUCUAAGCUAAGGAAAGGGUUUUGAAAACUAAAGCAGUUUCAAAGCAAAUGGAAGUUACUGCUAGCCAGUGUUCUUCUGAUCUCAUGGAGCUGGCCUGUUAGAAUAUCACAGCUUGAUCAUAAACUUUCUGCAUAAUUAAAUGUAAAUUCCUGGGGCUAUGAACUUGUGUUGCAGAAAGGGCCUUUACUAGUGUGCUGCUGUUGAAGGUGAUCACCCUUGGGGUUCAAACAGUUGGGCUGGUGCCAGUCAGUGUGAUUGGCAGUUGGUAGCAACAGUUACAGCUAGAGUAGCAUAGUGGUUUAGAGCUUUCUGAGUGUAAUGCUUGAUUAUAACCUCCUUUUUAAGGAAGAGCACAUGAAUUAUUUUUUUUUCCUUUCAAAUCCAAGAUAAACUUUCUCUUUGCCUGUUUUUGUCAGCUUCCUAGAGUGCCAUCCCAGUGCAUCGUGGGAGCACUUACAAAUGUUCUAAACCAGUAUACCAAAUGCCUAGGCUG
Molecule: messenger RNA, 3871 nt
Organism: Dryobates pubescens (Downy woodpecker)
Lineage: Eukaryota; Metazoa; Chordata; Aves; Piciformes; Picidae
Gene: YME1L1
Product: YME1 like 1 ATPase
Exons: 19
Coding region: 174-2342 (722 amino acids)
Biological process (GO): mitochondrion organization; protein quality control for misfolded or incompletely synthesized proteins
Cellular component (GO): mitochondrial inner membrane
Molecular function (GO): metalloendopeptidase activity; ATP binding; ATP-dependent peptidase activity
Source: RefSeq, a predicted model, not a curated record